GCCCUGGCGCACCUUUUGCCGGCCCCGGCCAUGUACAGCAUGCUGGAGACGGAGAUUAAGGCGCCGCAGCCCACGCCGGGCAGCACCGGGGGCAACCCCGCUCCGGGGAGCACUGGCAAAGGCGGCGGAGGCGGCGGGACCGGCAACGGAGCGGGAGCGGGCUCGGACCAGGACCGGGUGAAGCGCCCCAUGAACGCAUUCAUGGUGUGGUCGCGGGGGCAGCGGCGGAAGAUGGCCCAGGAGAACCCCAAGAUGCACAACUCGGAGAUCAGCAAGCGCCUSGGMGCCGACUGGAAGCUGCUGAGCGACGCCGAGAAGCGGCCCUUCAUCGACGAGGCCAAGCGGCUGCGGGCCGUGCACAUGAAGGAGUAUCCGGAUUACAAAUACCGGCCCCGGAGGAAGACCAAGACUUUGCUGAAGAAGGACAAAUACUCGCUGCCGGGCAAUCUGCUGGCCCCGGGGGGGGGCAACGCGGUGAGCAGCCCGGUCGGGGUGGGGCAGAGGAUUGACACUUAUGCCCACAUGAACGGCUGGACCAACGGGGCUUACUCCCUGAUGCAAGACCAGCUGGGCUACAGCCAGCACCCGGGCAUGAACAGCCCGCAGCUGCAGCAGAUGCACCGCUACGACAUGACGGGCCUGCAGUACAGCCCCAUGAUGUCCACGGCCCAGACCUACAUGAACGCCGCCUCCACCUACAGCAUGUCCCCCGCCGCCUACGGCCAGCAGCCCUCCACGGCCAUGAGCCUGGGCUCCAUGGGCUCCGUGGUGAAAUCCGAGCCCAGCUCGCCGCCUCCGGCCAUCACUUCCCACUCGCAGAGGGCCUGCCUGGGAGACCUGCGGGAUAUGAUCAGCAUGUACCUGCCCCCCGGCGGGGAUGCCACAGACCCUUCGGCCCUGCAGGGCAGCAGGUUACACAGCGUGCACCAGCACUACCAGAGUGCCGGGACUGGCGUGAAUGGUACCGUACCACUAACUCACAUAUAAACUUGGCUGCUCCGGACGGCUCCCCGGCUUAAUCCCUAACCCCACCACCGCUCCCUGACUACACCGGGACGUACGGCAGUGUUGCUCGGCUUAGCAGACUUUAUACUAACUCUGGAAAAUUUUUAAAGAGGAAAUCCGUUAGUUGUGUC
Messenger RNA from Malurus melanocephalus (red-backed fairy wren), 1136 nucleotides. Its product is annotated as transcription factor SOX-3-like. The coding region runs from base 31 to 987 and encodes 318 amino acids. Gene Ontology annotation, molecular function: RNA polymerase II cis-regulatory region sequence-specific DNA binding; DNA-binding transcription factor activity, RNA polymerase II-specific. NCBI's taxonomy places the organism in Eukaryota, Metazoa, Chordata, Aves, Passeriformes, Maluridae. The record is from RefSeq and is a predicted model, not a curated record. The transcript has a single exon. Gene Ontology annotation, biological process: negative regulation of transcription by RNA polymerase II; anatomical structure morphogenesis; positive regulation of transcription by RNA polymerase II.